GCUUUUUUAUUUUAUUUUAGGAGAAACCGGCGGAAAGAUAGAGAAGAGGCCACAAACGAUGAUAACGAAGGUACCGGAGGGUGAUGAUUUUCUAAAACCAUGCAACCACCAGUUGGAUCGGGAUACUGAGACUCCGAAAGUGAAGGCUAAUUUGAAUCACUUACGCAUGGUACUGAAACGAUUUCGUUUUAGCUGUGAUGGAAUUGAGACGCUGUGCAUAAACGAUCUGACACUUGAUAACGAGAGUGCUGAAAAUAUCAUUGAAUCGGCUUUCUGUGACCAUGCAAGACGUAAUCCUGAUGUUGAUCCAGAUGCUAAGAUUAAUUUGUCUCUUGAUAGCAUAAAUUAUGGAAUUUGGCUUUUCAAGGGUUAUCUAAAUGAGUCUGCCUUCCAAAAGAAGUAUCUAGAGGAUAUUGCUUUUGAAAAAGAGUUUAUGAAGAGUUUUUCAAGUAAUGUUGUUCCGCCCAAUGACAUUGGUGUUAAUUUUGAUGACAUUGGUGCACUUCAGAAUGUUAAAGACGAGUUAAAGGAAUUGCUAACUAUUCCUUUUAAACGGCCUGAACUCUCUUGCAAGAGGAAAUUAACAGAGGUUUGUAAAGGAAUUCUCUUGUAUGGACCUCCUGGAACCGGGAAGACUAUACUUGCAAAGGCAGUGGCAAUGGAAGCUGGUGCUUACUUCAUCAACUUCUCAAUGUCAAGCAUCCCACCUAAGUGGUUUGGUGAGGCUGACAAGUAUGUCAAAGCUGUCUUUUCAUUGGCCAGUAAAAAAGCUCCUUGCGUUAUCUUUGUGGACGAGGUUGACCGCUUGCUAGGCCAAAGAAGAGAAAACCUGAAGGGACAGCAGGCCACACAGGCCACGCUGGAGAUAAAAAACGCCUUCAUGAAACAUUGGGGCCUUCUAUUGAAAAAGGAGAAGGACUGUGUUCUGGUUCUUGCAGUCACAAAUCGACCUUUUGACCUUGAAGAGACUGUCAUUGGACAGUUUUCCCAUAGGUUGCUGGUGGGAUUACCAGAUGUUCAGAGUAGAGCACAGAUACUGAGGGUUAUACUGAAAUAUAAAGUCUUGUCAAAUGAUGUAGAUCUUGAUGGAGUUGCUUGUAUGGCUGAUGGAUAUUCUGGAAGCGAUCUAAAGAAUCUAUGUAUUAAAGCUUCCCUCCGUCCAAUCAUGGAAUUAUAUGAGAAGGAUAAAAGUGAGCGAGAUGCUGCUCUGGCUGAAGGUAAAGUUCCUCCAGCUCCGUAUGUAAGUUCUGAUGUCCGAGCUUUGAACAUGCAAGAUUUCAGCUACUCAUUUGAGGAGGUGUGCUCAAGCGUCUCGUCAGAGUCGGUGGGCAUGACGGAGCUUCAACAAUGGAUCGAACGCUACGGUGAAGGUGGUUCUAGAAAGAGGACACGAGACAGCUGCUUUAUGUAAUACUAGGACAUUGCAUCAGAAAAGGAGUUUAUGAAGCAGCUUUCAAUUGAUGUUGAGCCUCCCAAAGAAAUCGGUGUUACAUUUGAAGACAUAGGUUCACUUGACAUUGUUAAAACUAUUUUGCGGGAAUUGGUAACUGUUCCUUUUAAAUGGCCUCAACAAUUCUGCAAGGAGCAAUUAACAGAGGGAAUCCUGUUAUAUGGACCUCCUGGAACGGGAAAGACUAUGCUUGCAAAAGCAGUGGCAAAGGACGCUGAUGCUAGCUUCAUCAAUAUCUCAAUGUCAAGCAUCACACUUAAGUGGCUUGGUGUAGCUGACAACUAUGUCAAGGCUGUUUUUUCAUUGGCGAAGAAGAAUUCUCCUUGCGUUAUCUUUAUGGACGAGGUUGACCGCCUGCUAGGCCAGAUAAAAAAAUCCGGCGGUACAGCUGGCCACGGUGGAGAUAAAAGACGCAUUCAUGAAACAUUGGGGCCUUCUAUCGGAAAGGGAGAAGGACCGUGUUCUGUUAAUUGGAGCCACAAGUCGACCUUUUGACCUUGAAGAGGCUGUCAUUAGACAGUUUUCCCGUAGGUUGCUGGUGGGAUUACCAGAUGCUCAGAGUAGAACGCAGAUACUAACGGUUAAAUAAAGCCUUGUCAAAUGAUAUUGAUCUUGAUAGCAUUGCAAGCAAGACUAAAGGAUAUUCUGGAAAGGAUCUUCAGAAUCUCUGUUGUACUGCUUCCCAACGCCCAAUAAUGGAGAUAUAUGCUAAGGAAAAAAGUGAGAGACAUGCUGCUGAAGGUCAAGAUCUUCCACAGCGACGGGGAAUCUCUGGUAUUAGAGCUUUGAAGAUGCAGGAUUUCAUAGACGCACUUCAGCAGGUGGGCCCGAGCGUUUCAUCAUUAUCUGCGAGCACGACAGAGCUUGAAGAAUGGAACACACUCCACGGGGAAGUAUGGUCUACAAAAAGCGAACUGAACUACUACAUUUAGAAUAUUGAUGGUUUUUGUAAACCCUAACUAACAAGCAAAUAACUUGUCAACCAGCGAAACGGAAAAACAAAAGAAUCUUGGAACAGAAUCAAUACGAGUUUUCCUUGUUAAUUCA
Messenger RNA from Raphanus sativus (radish), 2497 nucleotides. Its product is annotated as outer mitochondrial transmembrane helix translocase. NCBI's taxonomy places the organism in Eukaryota, Viridiplantae, Streptophyta, Magnoliopsida, Brassicales, Brassicaceae. The transcript is spliced from 20 exons. Gene Ontology annotation, cellular component: mitochondrial outer membrane. Gene Ontology annotation, molecular function: ATP binding; ATP hydrolysis activity. The record is from RefSeq and is a predicted model, not a curated record. Bases 59 to 1411 code for a protein of 450 amino acids.